GGGCGCCGCCGGCCAUUUUGUGGCGUUAAGCCGCGCGCGCGGGCGGUUCCCUCUCAUUUCCUCGCCGCGGCGGGACGGGGCGGCCGCUCCUGGCGCUCAGCUCCGGCCUCGGGCCGCCCCUGGGAUCCUGAGGUUUAUUCUCUUCGGCCGCCGCCGCCCCUCUGGGGCUCCUGCCCACCAUGAGUUACGGCCGCCCGCCGCCCGAUGUGGAGGGCAUGACGUCCCUCAAGGUGGACAACCUGACCUACCGCACCUCCCCGGAUACCCUCCGGAGAGUCUUUGAGAAGUACGGCCGCGUGGGCGACGUUUACAUCCCCCGGGACCGCUACACCAAGGAGAGCCGCGGCUUCGCCUUCGUGCGCUUCCACGACAAGCGGGACGCGGAGGACGCGAUGGACGCGAUGGACGGGGCGGUGCUGGACGGGCGGGAGCUCCGGGUGCAGAUGGCCCGCUACGGCCGCCCGCCCGACUCGCACCACAGCCGCCGCGGGCCGCCGCCCCGCCGCUACAGCAGCAGCGGCUACGGCCGCCGCAGCCGCAGCCCUAGAAGACGCCGUCGCAGCCGAUCUAGAAGCAGGAGCCGCUCUAGGUCCCGCAGUCGGUCCCGCUACAGUCGAUCCAAAUCCCGGUCUCGCACACGCUCCCGGUCUCGCUCCACCUCCAAGUCCAGGUCUGCCAGGAGAUCCAAGUCAAAGUCCUCAUCUGUCUCCAGAUCCCGCUCCAGGUCAAGAUCCCGGUCCAGAUCUAGAAGCCCUCCCCCUGCCUCAAAGAGGGAAUCCAACUCUAGAUCCAGGUCUAAGAGCCCUCCCAAGUCUCCGGAAGAAGAAGGAGCUGUAUCCUCCUAGGAACAUGGUAAUGUACCUUGGGAUCAGCACAGGAUGCAUGUUACUUUCUUAGAGCACUUAGGUGGGGUGUUGGGUAGUUCUUGGAGCAUUAAUAGCCUGAACCAAGUGAAUCCUAGUGGGGCACAUUGUUAGUUGUUGGUUUUGGUUUUUUUUUUCUUGAGCAGUGACUUUUUUGUUAUUGAUUUAGGGAAAUAAUUACUGAAGGGUUUUCUACGGAGAAAUUUUUUUUUUAAACAGAGAAAAUGUUUUAUUGCAAGAUUAAUGCCUUGGUUUUAAUAAAAUAUUGUAUGAGACGCAACCUAUGAUGAAAAUGACUAUUUCUUACUGUAUUUAUCCAACAUCUGCAUUUUCCCCUUUAAAGCUGCGGUCUCCUGUUUGCUAAAAGAAUAUUGGCCAGUAUUGCAGAUUUUAACUGAUUUGGCUGAUCCUCCAGGGACCAGUUUCUGUGGGCGUGUGUUGGAGCAGGUUUGUCUUACACUGUUAAAGAUACACUAUCCUUUUAGAACGGAAGAUCGGUUCAGUGGCCGUUGUACUGACUGGAGGUAAUAACUGUCCUAGAAAAGUGGUAAAUUCCUUGCAACAAGAAAACCACGGAAACUAGUUUUUCCUCAAGUCGACAUCUUGAAGAGGCAUCUAAGGAUACACCGGGUGGGGAAAGGAUAGUGUGUCUUUAACCCUUCAAACUGUUUGGUCCUGUUUUUUAAAAGGAAAGGGCCUGAGCUAGUUCUGGAUAUAGAUAAUUGUAGCAAAAUUAGUCACAUUUUCAGUUUUGAAGGCUAAUUAGAGUUUAGUUAAGUCUUUAUGAAGAAGUAUUAGUUUUGUAACUUUUAUAGAACUCUGAAUAAUGGAGUGGUGAACAGGCUGAAUUGAAGUUAAUGUCUGGCUUGAUCUACAGCCUGCUGCUUAUUCUCCUUUGUAACUAAAUAUUUUGACCAAACCUUACAUUUGGCCUCGAAGUAAAGCAACACACGGGGGGAGGUGGAACACUGGAAAUUCCUAAAACUUAAUUAAAUUAGUCAAAGCCAGUUGAAACACAACUAGAAGUAUCCAUGAAGUCAUCCACACCCAAAAUAGACAAGGUAGAAACCUGGCUGAACUUUUCUCUCUUCAAACCUAGAUGCUUCAGCUAAAUGAGAGCCCAGAUAAAGGACGCCUUUGGGGGGAAAAGAUCGCUUGAGUCUUCAGCCCAUUGGAGAGACCCUGGCCGAGCAACCAGCUGUUGAAAAGGUUAUUUUGUAACAUUUUGUCUAACUUUUUACUUGUUUAAGUUGCGCCUCAAGUGGCAGAUUUUACAUUUUAUGUGCCAUUUUGUUGCUGUUAUUCAAAUUUCUUGUAAUUUAGUGAAGUGAACGACUACCGAUUUCAAUAUUGGCUUGGAUAUUUGAGGUAAAACUUCAUUUUUGUUUAUAUAGUGCUGACUUCUAUUGGAAAUUAAAGUCGAUGGUAAACUUGCUGCCUCCAGUUUCAUACUGAGGAAUCAUGCAGCCAUUAUAUGCUGAUAACUAACUGUCAAAAAGUACUCUCAAUUUUAUUUUGAUUCCUUAAAAGUCCGCAAAACUUCAACUUGAAACUUACUGUAAAUGCUUUUUGUUUUUUAAAGAAAGAAAAACUUUGACCUAAAAUAGCAUCAUCAAAUUCAAAUUGGUAGAAAUCUUUUCAGGUGACAGUUGAUAUUUGCAAGGAUUGUUUUAUCAGACUCAAUUCUAAUCUCUUCUCUUAUGUAUUUUUGUGCACUAGGCGCAGUUGUGUAGCAGUUGAGUAAUGCUGGUUAGCUGUUAAGGUGGCGUGUUGCAGUGCAGAGUGCUUGGCUGUUUCCUGUUGUCUCCUGAUUGCUCCUGUGUAACGAUGCCUUGUCGUGCAGAAACAAAUGGCUGUCCAGUUAAUUAAAAUGCCUGACAACUGCACUUCCAGUCACCCGGGCCUUGCGUAAAAAAAAUGGAGCAUACAGUGAGCACAUCUAGCUGAUGAUAUACACACCUUAUUUUUUCCAGAAUGGUAAAACUUACCAACUACAUAUAUGAACUUGCAUAUGAGAAUUGUAAUGUUAAGCAAAGAAAUGGUUCAUUCCUUUGUAAGUACUGAUUGGUGUAUCUUUUGCUUAAGACAUUCUGUACUAUACCCACUGUCUCUGUAGUUAAUAUUAAACAUUUUUUUCUGUGUUAACUUUUCUCAA
Taeniopygia guttata (zebra finch) is the source of this 3018-nucleotide messenger RNA. NCBI's taxonomy places the organism in Eukaryota, Metazoa, Chordata, Aves, Passeriformes, Estrildidae. The record is from RefSeq and is a predicted model, not a curated record.